AUGGCGGAUGAUGCUAAGAAGGUCAAACGGAGAAAGAGUUUUAGCUUGCUGUUUGGCUCAACAGGGCUCUUGGGCUCUGACGGCUUUUCCGCCACAUCACGGCCAAAGUCGCACGGGCAUACUCGAUCCACUCCGGAUAAUUCCCCCCGCCGAUGUAAUGCUCCUGCUCCCGAUCAUAAUAAUGACGGUGAUGAUGUGUUGGGUGGCAAUAUAACCAGGCGCCGAAGGGGGAGCCGCCCGACAAGCAGUGGUUCAUUCUUUGGGAUUAUCGGCGUCAAACGCCGUUCUCGAAGCUUUGGUGACAACCUCAACAUGAAGAAAACCGGGCCUAGAUAUGUUAGUCGCGGCAGAGUGUCAUCCACUCCUCUGGGGUCCAACGACUGCCCCGUAACUGAGGCAGAAACUCACCUAUGGCAUCUUCCCCCCGAAUCUACCAUACGCGCCAGAUCUAAAUCCCUCCAGAAAUCGAAGCGGAAUUCUGUGUUUGGCUCCUUUCGCUCGUUGGGCACAUCUCUGGAUGACGACCAGGUCUCCACCAAAGCACGUUCAAAAGAAUCUUCCGGCGAAGAGGACGACUUCGCGGUCUUCUUCGACAGGCUACCCCUUGGCACCACCGUCCUCCACCACGGCGAGGUGCAGACAUCGGCGCCAAUGUGGAGGAAGAAGAGCCAGUAUCUUGUCCUAACGGACACCCAUCUCGUACGCUUUAAGAACCGGUCGAAAGCAGCCGAAGCAUUCCCUUCCAUACCCACCCAAUGGGGUCGAAACACGGGCUCCACGUUGACAUCGAACCGUCUUUCCGUGGUUUCCCUUGCUUCACUGCAGGAUAGUCCACUGCCUGGUGGCGGCGGUGGCGGAGACAGUGGGAGUGGCAUCGCGUUGAACAGAAUACUUGCUGUGCACAAGCUGGACGAUGGGCGGCCUUUCUUCUCUGUUGAGGUUUGCUACAUGGAGGACAAAUUGUCCAAAGCAUCGUCGUUACAGAUUCAGCUUACCGAUCCUCUCGAUGCAGAACUUUGGCGGUCUGGUAUUCGAGAUGCGGCGACAGAGGCGAGACUGGCGGAUCCUGUACCAUUCGAAAGGGAUACCGUCGAAUAUAUCUCCCGUACACUCGAUCAAGAACGUGAUUACGACCCGUAUUCGAUGUCAAUGCAUCGUGCUGUGCGAAGGCUCCCUGUCAAACAAGGCGGACGUUCCUCGAUCGAUGACAAUAUAAAACUUGCUUCCACGCCGUGCUACCUGGUAAUAGGAGUCCAUAAAAUUCAUAUUCUUCCCUUACCUAAGACGGCCAACCGCGCUUCGAUGGUGUCCUUGAGCGAACUCGACAUGGGCGAGUCUUAUGGUAUCCUGUCACUGGCAGCGCUAUAUAUGCAGCGCGGCGACGACGGACUCCAAUUGAUUUUUCGCCUACCGUUCAAGUCACCAGUACAUAUACAUUUAUCUUCGGCCUUUUCGGCGGAUAUCGCGCUUCACAUUCGACAACGGGCUGAGUAUUUACGCCCUCAAUGGCUUCAACAACCAUAUACGUUUAACGUUCCCCACUGGCUAGAGGAUCAGUUUCCCCCUCCUCCCACCAAGCCCGAAGAAGACGACGGUCACUUCGACCGUACUCUCACGGCAUACUGCGCUGCAUACGAUGUCCACGCCUCUAACAUUAGAUAUUCGAUCGAUUACUCGUGCGAAGAUGCGCCAUGCUUUCAGCUAAUCCCGCCUGCUGGUUCCAGAGAUGGAAAAGGGUAUGGCGUUCUUGAACUGUUAGCUGUCAUGAAAGCCUUGCGAUAUAAUGAAUCUUUCAGAACCAUAUCUUUCGGAGGUGUUAAUUUAGAUGUGCUGCAGAACCUGUACGAUCCAUAUGGUUUCGAUUACGAUGCGAUGCGGACACGCUCGAACGUUCCCCUUGAGAUUCCCGGGCAGGAGCAAAUGUCUGUCUUGACACAGGAGAUUCGGGCUUUGGCUUUGAAGAGCAAGGAGCUGAAACGCCUGAAUUUCGCAUUUUGUCUUACUCGAAUUCCAACGACGGGAAAGGGCGAAGUUGACCCCGGAUGCGGUAUUCCCGAGGCCAUAUUUCCGCUAUGCCGCCGAAGACUUACCAAGGUGGACUGGGUCGUGUUAAAUGGCAUAAAGCUUGGGGAUUCGGAUCUGGACUACUUGAUCGACGCUGCAUCUCAAACAGCAUCUAAGCUUCGUGCGCUCGAAAUUAGUCACUGUGGAAUUUCCAUCCAUGACCUCGAUUUGAUAUUGUCGACCAUGACUGCCCAAGAGGCCACCCUCGAAGCGAUCAAUAUCUCUGGAGUUCAAGGCCGAUUGAGUGCUGAAUUGUUUCAGCAACAGAUUGGCUACUUUGCGCAUAUCCGCAAGAUCAACCUGUCGCACAUCUCGCGCAAUACCGGCCCUGAACCGCUUAUUGCUCCGGAAACCCUGCUCAACUGGGAGUUGGAGGAACUGUCAUUGAGUCACACCGUCGUAAAUGAAAAGACCGUGGAUUCGAUCGCGGCAUAUCUCGCCAGCGAAAAAUCAAGCAAGCUACGUGAAUUGAGACUUGACCAGUGUGGACUUACCGGAGGAGACGUGGCCACGUUUCUGUACUUUAUGAUUGACGACAAGGGACGGCCACGAAAUAUCCAUCUUCAUGUCAGCGAGAACAGACUACACAUCGAUUAUUCCUUGCUCUUCGAAUCAAUUGUUCAGAAUAAGACUCCAACUCAUCUUACGAUGAGGAUGAUGGAUUUCCAAAAGGAGGAUCAUUUUAAACAGCUUAUUGAAGCAUUGAGGAAAAAUAAGUCUUUGAAAUACCUGGAUAUAUCGAAAGCUUCGCUUCCUUACGAUGCUGGGCCUGAGACGUGCACGGCGUUACAGAUGAUGUUUGAGGAGAACACGACGGUAGAAGAGUUGGAUAUCAGCGGGGAAUAUGCACAUCUGGAUGUUGCGAGAUUUGGGAUCGGACUAAAUCUUGCAUUGACUGGAUUGAAGAAGAACAAGACUCUGAAAGUUUUGAGGAUUGAGCAUCAGAAAUUAGGACUGCAAGGAGCUAGUACGCUUGCCUCUGUCUUGGAGGAGAAUGACUCUCUUCUUGAAGUGUACUGCGAGAAUAACGAAAUUAAUCUCCAAUCUUUUACCGUCUUGAUAAACGGGCUGCAGCGAAACAAAACCUUGCUUCACCUUCCAUGUAUGGAUCGGGAUCGAGAGCAGAUGUUGGAGAAAGUACGGCGUGAGAUACAAUCGGUUAACAAAGAGUCGAAACGAAGCAAUUCAAAUGGAUCCACAGGAGGGUCUUUUCGCCGGACGAUCCAGGCCGCCGUAAACGGCGCCAGUGUGGGCGGUACGAAGUUGACCAAGCCGAGUAAACCUCGCCAGACCAGUUCGUCUUUGAUCUCACCUUCUUCCAGCACCGGGACAACUUCAGAUUUUACGAAUCCCCAAGUUCAGGCAAUCCUGAAGUCGUUGAGCGAAAAGUGGGAUCUCGAAGUCGAGCGACUUCAGCGCUAUCUCUACCGCAAUUACAGCCUUAGACAUGGAAUCAGGCAGGUCGAUGAAAAUGGAGACGUUAUUGAUACCUGGGAUGCGUUGAGUGAUGGCCGUCCGAAAACAGCCACAAGUCUAGCCACGUUUCUAGACCAGUUUGCCUUGGAAACCAACCAGGAACGACUGUUACUAGACAGCGAUGCUGAAUCCCAGCAACACCCAGAGGCAGAAGUUGGAAGGAUGACGCCCCUAAGGCGACCGACAUUGCACAAGAAACUCUCCGGUAUCUUAUCAGCUCCAUCCCCCGAGCCCAGAAAGCAAAACAUCUCCUCGUACGGUCUCCCGUCUUCCACGCAGCUUGGCGGAACAAAUGGGAGUUCAACCCCGGUUCCGGCUCAUCCUCGCCCAAUGACGACACGCACUCAAACCAGCACAAGCUUUCUCAGCGGAGUUUCCAGCAACGCCAGCAUAAACACGAGCGAUGCUUCGGCAUUGGGGAUUCACAGAACCAGUAACACUUCGAAAGUAACGAGUGCCUCCUCGUCGCUGAGGAGCAUACUGACCGCUCGCACGCAAGGGGAAAAGUUUCUUUCGCAGAAGAAGAAGGACAACCGGGUAUCAGUGACCUUUGCGCACGCCCCAAGGCUAGAAUUGGAUUUGCCGAGUUUGGAUUUGUCUUAA
Coccidioides immitis RS is the source of this 4143-nucleotide messenger RNA. Its product is annotated as leucine rich repeat protein. The record is from RefSeq and is a predicted model, not a curated record. The transcript has 2 exons. Lineage: Eukaryota; Fungi; Ascomycota; Eurotiomycetes; Onygenales; Onygenaceae. Bases 1 to 4143 code for a protein of 1380 amino acids.